AGAGAAACGAGACAAGUAAGGUUCUUCCAUAGUCGUCGAAAUUCAAAUACACAAUCAGCAGAGAAGAGAAGGGGGCUAAUUCUCGCGACUUUGGAAAUGAGGCCGAACAUUGUUACCGAGGCUGGGGUUCAAACUAGAGUUGGACAAUGGUGGAAUGCAAUACCUUUCCUCACGUCAUCAGUGGUGGUAGUUUGUGGGAUUAUCUACCUGAUAUGCCUCUUAACUGGAUAUGACACUUUCUAUGAAGUAUGCUUCUUACCCUCGGCAAUUAUAUCGCGGUUCCAAGUUUAUAGGUUCUAUACAGCCAUUAUUUUCCAUGGAUCGCUGCUUCAUGUUCUGUUCAACAUGAUGGCAUUGGUUCCUAUGGGCUCCGAACUGGAGAGAAUCAUGGGAUCUGUUCGCUUGCUUUACCUGACAAUUUUACUGGCAACAACCAAUGCCAUAUUGCAUCUUCUUAUAGCAUCCUUGGCGGGAUAUAAUCCUUUCUAUCAAUAUGAUCAUUUCAUGAAUGAAUGCGCGAUUGGAUUCUCUGGAAUCUUGUUUUCUAUGAUUGUCAUAGAGACGAGUCUCAGUGGAGUCACCUCUAGGAGUGUGUUUGGUCUCUUCAACGUGCCCGCUAAACUAUAUCCAUGGAUCUUAUUGAUAGCCUUCCAGCUUCUCAUGACAAAAGUUUCACUGCUUGGCCAUCUCUGUGGCAUCCUGUCUGGAUUUUCAUAUUCUUAUGGCCUCUUCAAUUUCCUGAUGCCCGGCUCUUCAUUUUUCACCACCAUUGAGUCAGCCUCCUGGAUGUCUAGCCUAAUUAGGCGACCCAAGUUCAUUAUGUGCACUGGCGGGAAUCCUUCCAGCUACAUGCCCACUUAUUCUGCACAAAACGCAACAUCCAGUGGUUUCUCUACAGGAAAUGCCUGGAGAUCUUUGUCUUCAUGGUUGCCACAGAGGGAAGUAUCUAAUCAGUCUUCCGAGGACAGUAGAUUUCCGGGAAGAGGUAGAACUCUUAGCACUUCCCGUGAUCCAACCGCUCCAGCUGGAGAAACAGACCCAAACCUCCAUGCUAGACUGUUGGAAGAUAGCACUCCAGACCGCCUUUCUGAUUCAACUGUGACCGGCAUGGCAGAGCCAAUCCCCGCCGCAAGACAGGUGCCAAUAGCAAAUGCAGCAGUCCAGCCUCAGCCCCAGACGCAGGGUCGUGUUGCUGGUUCCGAAGAACAAAUUCAGAAACUCGUUGCGAUGGGCUUCGACAGGACACAAGUGGAGGUUGCACUUGCUGCUGGCGAUGACGAUCUAAACGUAGCUGUGGAGAUCUUAAUGAGCCAACAAGUAUAAAAAGUUGUCCGAACAAGUCAUAAGUUGGCUUGUAUUGCAACGCUUGUGUCUCGUUCCAUGUUUUUUUACUUGCAUUUAGAAAGUGUAUAGCGUCUGUAUUCUCUAAGGAUGUUCUUUAACCAGACCAUCAAAACCGGUUUCCCGGUUCAGAAUCUAUACAAACGAAAGGUUGGGUUUAGUUUCGUUUUUGUGGCAAAAUAACCUA
This is a messenger RNA of Eutrema salsugineum, 1528 nucleotides long. RefSeq names its product rhomboid-like protein 15. Bases 97 to 1323 code for a protein of 408 amino acids. The transcript is spliced from 12 exons. NCBI's taxonomy places the organism in Eukaryota, Viridiplantae, Streptophyta, Magnoliopsida, Brassicales, Brassicaceae. Gene Ontology annotation, cellular component: Hrd1p ubiquitin ligase ERAD-L complex; endoplasmic reticulum membrane. Gene Ontology annotation, molecular function: misfolded protein binding; serine-type endopeptidase activity; ubiquitin-specific protease binding. The record is from RefSeq and is a predicted model, not a curated record. Gene Ontology annotation, biological process: endoplasmic reticulum unfolded protein response.